Messenger RNA from Acanthaster planci (crown-of-thorns starfish), 2365 nucleotides. Its product is annotated as heterogeneous nuclear ribonucleoprotein U-like protein 1. Lineage: Eukaryota; Metazoa; Echinodermata; Asteroidea; Valvatida; Acanthasteridae. Gene Ontology annotation, biological process: alternative mRNA splicing, via spliceosome. Gene Ontology annotation, molecular function: RNA binding; protein binding. The record is from RefSeq and is a predicted model, not a curated record. Gene Ontology annotation, cellular component: nucleus.
UGCAUUUUACGCUUGCUAUUGUUAGCUGCGGGAAUUUCCCUAAAUGUGAAAUUACACACAGAAGCAGGAAGUGUUGCCACGGCUGACAAUCGCAAGGUAACAUAGGGUCGCAACACAACGGCUGCAUAUAGAACACUGCAGGCGUACCGCACACGCUGAUCACAAAAUAUUUGGAUGGUAUCGUGCGUCACAUGAAAUAGAUAUCUUGCUCCGAGGAUGGCUGUUGACUCAGCGUGUGUGCUCAGCACGUAUAUUUCUGACUUGAAUGUGACUAUCACCGGAGGAGGAUUAUCAGCUGAGCCUCAGACCUCCGAAGGUUUUGCCUACCUGUGGGGCGGAGUCAAAGCCACGUAUGGUGUGGGCAAAGGAAAAGUGUGCUUCGAAGUCAAGCUGGAAAAACAUCUUAACGUCAGACAUCUUCCUCCAGAUGAACCUAAUCCACAUGUAGUUCGCAUUGGUUGGUCAGCUGACAGUGCCUCACUGCAACUGGGCGAGGAAGACUUCUCUUACGGCUACGGCGGCACAGCGAAGUUCUCCACCAGGGGACAGUUCCGAGACUACGGUUUGACAUUCGGAGCAGGAGAUGUGAUCACAGCGUGUCUGGACUACAGUUCUGGAAAGCCGGUGCUCUCCUAUUGGAAGAAUGGACACUAUAUCGGGCUGGCGUUCACAUCAACUAACAUUCUUAGAGGGAAAGCACUGUUUCCGCACUUGCUCUUAAAGAACACAGCUGUAUCUGUCAACUUCGGCCACAGAGCGCAGCCUUACUUCCCAGUUCCUGAGGGCUACACCCUUUUUGGUUCUCUUCCUGUUGGCGAUCGAGUCCGUGAACCCCUCGCUCCUGCCACCAAAGCUGAAUGUGACAUUCUAAUGAUGGUAGGACUGCCUGGCGCUGGUAAGAGCGCAUGGGUAGAGAAACACUGCAAAGAACACCCGGAGAAGAGAUACUACAUCUUGGGGACAAAUAUCAUCAUGGACAAGAUGAAGGUAAUGGGUCUUCGCCGUGAGCGGAACUACAACGAGCGUUGGGAAAAGUUAUUCCAGAAAGCAAAUGAUUGCUUGCAUCGUUUCUUUGAAAUAGCCCCGACUCGGAAACGAAACUAUAUCCUCGACCAGACCAAUGUAUAUCAGACUGCCCGAGAACGGAAAAUGCGUCCAUUCAACGGUUUCAGCCGCAAAGCUGUAGUGGUGGUACCAACCGAUGACGAGUAUCGUAGGCGAAUUGAGAAACGCAGGAUGGAGGAAAACAAGUCCGAGCCGGAAAGCGAUAUACUGAAAAUGAAAAAGAACUUCGUACUACCGGCGCGAGGGCACUUGUUCCAAGACGUCAUCUUCGUGGAUCUGGGCAGAACAGAUGCUGCGCAGCUGGUGGCGCGAUACAAUAGCGAAGGUUCACAACGAAGUCGCUGGAACGAUUGGUUAUUUGUUUAGGGAGGCCUGAGAACCUAACAUUGUUGCCAAAGUUGUGGCAGCGUCAGUAGGAAACCUGUUUGGUAAUUGAAGCCAUUGAAGGUCCGUGUCCUAAUUACUUGCUUGCCGUUUGAACUUGCACACGAGUCUACGACUGUGCGUGCAGCCACUACCCUAUGGAAUCGUGCGUAAUUUCAAGCCCUAGCCAAAUGAUUCGUACAUAGCCUAUUACUCAAAGGCAGCUCCAGAACCAAACUUUUGGUGGACCACAUGUGGAAGUUCAAAAAAAUUGUGCUUUAAAAAAUUUUUUUUACCGUGUAUUGCAACAUUUUUGGAAUGGAAGAUGUAUAGACCGUAACACCUUAGUGUAAUUAUUUCUAUUAUUUUUUUACGGGGGGAGGUGUGAAUAGGGCACCCUUGACCAAACGAGAGAGAAAGAGAAACGUUUCAGAAAAGGCAACUUGUGGGACUAUUUCAUUGGACUUGCUUCCUUAAUAAGCAUGUAAAAAACACACAUUGGACUUGCUUCCUUAAUAAGCAUGUAAAAAACACAAACUAAGCUUCACCCCUUAGAAGGCCACAAAAGGUCACAUGGAUAAAUUUUCCAAACUCACCCUCCACCCACCCCCUUCCCUAAAUGUAUAGAUCUGGACCCGCCCUCAGACAUUUAGACACAGCCUGAGCAUGGAACAUACUGGAGAAAUGCCACCGAAGUGUAUAUUUUACGGUUAGAAUGUCAUGUACUCUCCUGACGCAGGGGAAAUAGUAGCUUGAUGGUCUAACAACAGGCAGCGUUGUCCAGUUCAGACGCUGAAGUGUAAUUCUCAACUGAGGGGCGUGGUCAACCUAAUUUACACAGGGGCUUUAAUUUGUUUUUGGUUAUCUGUGUUAACAUGUAAGGAACCCGAUGUCUGGUUUUGUUGAAAUAAAUAUGACUAAUUCUGGUUGUGUUUUA